GUACAUCUGUUGCACUAUACUAUGAUUAGACUUUCGGACCGAUAUCUCGGGGAUUGUUAAAUACUAAGCUAGUCGAGACAAAGUUCAAAAGGAACUAUGUGAAUCUAAUCUUCUGAUUACUACAACAUCCCCAUCAUUGCACUCCAUUAUGUAUCCCAAAAUCCAGGAAAUAGAGGACCGAACCCUCCAUCUGCCGCGAAUCCUGUGUCUCCAUGGUGGAGGCACCAACGCCAGAAUUUUUCGAGCCCAAUGUCGAGGGCUCAUUGCUCAGCUCAAGUCUGAAUUUCGGUUUGUCUUCGCAGAAAGCCCCUUUAUCUCCGAGGCUGGACCCGAAGUUACAACGGUGUUCGGUCAAUGGGGGCCUUUCAAACGGUGGUUUCGCUGGCGACCAGAGCAUCCAGAGAUCGCUCAUGCGGAUGCGGUGAAAGCAAUUGAUCGAAGUUUAGAAGAGGCUAGGCGUCAAGAUACUCAACGGGGGGCGACGGGGGAAUGGGUGGCGAUCCUUGGCUUCAGUCAGGGAGCCAAACUGUGUGCAAGCCUGCUCUAUCGCCAACAAGUUUGCAAGGAGAAGGAAAGAAUAGGCAGAGGAUCUUCAGGAUCGGAUUAUCGUUUUGGAGUCUUGAUCGCUGGGCGAGCGCCCCUGAUCUCGCUGCACGCCAAACCGGAUAUACAUCUUAAUCUUGGCUUCAGUACAUUGCCGGAUGCCUCACAGAUCACAGACGUCAACUGGCGCAGCUGGUCAACACCUCAAAGCGACGGCCGAGCCGUCUUGCGUAUCCCGACCCUUCAUGUGCAUGGUAUGCAGGACCCGGGAUUACCCUUACACUGUCAGCUUUUUGAAGAGUUCUGCGAGCCAGGCAGUAGGAGAUUGGUCCAAUGGGAUGGUGAUCAUCGGAUGCCUCUGAGAUUCAAUGACCUUUCGCCCGUUGUGCGUCAUAUCCGUGAGCUGGCAAAAAAUAGAUAGAUAGAGCUGGGUGUACUUUGCAGGAAUUGAUUAUGCUAGAUAAGGAAUCAGCAAGCUUUCAUGGCUCAAUCUGUAGUGCGUUGCGCA
Molecule: messenger RNA, 1051 nt
Organism: Botrytis cinerea B05.10
Lineage: Eukaryota; Fungi; Ascomycota; Leotiomycetes; Helotiales; Sclerotiniaceae
Exons: 1
Coding region: 149-964 (271 amino acids)
Biological process (GO): secondary metabolite biosynthetic process
Cellular component (GO): nucleus; cytoplasm
Source: RefSeq, a predicted model, not a curated record